Physcomitrium patens is the source of this 3072-nucleotide messenger RNA. Its product is annotated as protein ROOT HAIR DEFECTIVE 3. Gene Ontology annotation, cellular component: endoplasmic reticulum. Gene Ontology annotation, molecular function: GTP binding; GTPase activity. Gene Ontology annotation, biological process: endoplasmic reticulum membrane fusion. The record is from RefSeq and is a predicted model, not a curated record. Lineage: Eukaryota; Viridiplantae; Streptophyta; Bryopsida; Funariales; Funariaceae.
CCAUUACUCGAAAGCAGAAACGAUUUCCAGCUUAGGAUUUCGCAUUAGCGAUCCUUGUUCGGACAGUUCGGAGACAUGUGGUCACCUUAGACCAGCUGUUAGCUAUAUGAACGGACAAGUAGAUUUCCAGACGGCGUGUUCUUAAAGGGUUGAUAUAGUGUUGUGGUGACGUGUUCUGUAUAGCUGGCAGGAACCACUAGAAUAUGUGUAACGUAGUAGAAAAUUUGUAGGGAAAAGUGGAGGGAUCUAACUGAAAAACGGAAGUUAUUCAUUUGUGUGCCGGAUGAGGACCGAGUUGAGAGUCUUGUUCCUGGGAUUGAAAGGGUUGAGGGGUUGUGGAGGAUUGUGAGGGUUUGCGAAAUUUGGAGUAGAGUCGGUGGAUUUGCUUCGCUUUGAUUUUUUUUUUUUUUUGAAGAUAUUGAAAGUUUGGGUAGUGUUGAGAGGAGUUCUGAGUUUCCAUGAGCGAUGGAGCCAACGGACGCACCAGCGAUUCAAGUGAUAGACGAGGAGGGGAAGUUUAAUGAGCCUGCACUGGUGGAUUUUUGCAAGGCAGUGAAGCUUGCAGAAUGCGGACUCUCCUAUGCGGUGGUGGCGAUCAUGGGGCCGCAGAGCUCUGGGAAGAGUACAUUGCUGAACCAUUUGUUUCAUACUUCCUUCAAGGAGAUGGACGCGUUGACGGGGCGGAAUCAGACCACGAAGGGAGUGUGGCUGCAGCGAGCAGAAGGGAUAGAUCCGUGCACUUUGGUGAUGGAUUUGGAGGGGACGGAUGGGAGGGAGAGGGGGGAAGAUGACACGGCGUUUGAGAAGCAGAGUGCUCUGUUUUCUCUGGCGGUGGCGGAUAUUAUGUUGAUCAACAUGUGGUGUCAUGAUAUUGGGCGGGAGCAAGCAUCCAACAAGCCUUUGUUGAAGAUUGUGUUUCAGGUGAUGAUGAGGCUAUUUUCUCCGAGGAAGACCACUUUGAUGUUUGUGAUAAGGGAUAAAACGAAGACGCCCAUGGAGGUUUUGGAGCCGAUAUUAAGAGACGACGUGCAGAAGAUUUGGGAUAGUGUGCCGAAGCCCGGGAAGCAUAAGGACACGCCGUUGACAGAGUUUUUUAAUGUCGUAGUAACGGCGCUGUCGAAUUAUGAGGAGAAGGAGGAACAAUUUAACGCAGAGGUUGAGCAGCUGAGGAAACGGUUUCAUAAUUCUGUAGCGCCGGGUGGGUUGGCGGGAGAUAGGCGAGCAGUGGUGCCGGGUACUGGAUUUCCUUUUAGUGCGCAUGAGAUUUGGAAAGUAAUUAAGGAGAACAAGGAUUUGGACCUGCCGGCGCACAAGGUUAUGGUGGCGACAGUGCGGUGUGAGGAGAUUGCGCAUGAGAAGCUUCAGAGCUUGAUGAAGGAUGAAAAGUGGAAGAUGAUCGAGGAGGCGUCCAGGGAGGGUGUGGUGCCUGAGUUUGGGAAGAAAGUAAGUUCUAUAUUAGAUAAGUAUGUUUCGGAGUAUGAUCUCGAGGCAGGAUUCUUCGACGAGGGCGUGAGGAUUGCUAAGCGGAAUUAUCUCAUCUCGGAAGCACUUGAGAUGAUCCAGCCAGCGUACGAUGCUGUAAUCAUGAACCAUCGCACUCUCGCGUUGGAGAAAUUCAAAAAGGAUUUGCGAGCCGUGGUUGAAUCCUCGAACCAGGGUUUUGCGGCUGCUGUUCGGCAAUGCUCUGAGACUUCAUUGACUGAAUUCGACCAAGCGUGCGUCGAUUUGAGUGUGUCUCAAGCAUCAUCGGUUUGGAAUCCAUCCAAAGCACGGGAGAAGCUCAAGCGCGACAUCGACGCACAUGCGGAAUCCUUGAGAGCUGAGGCGUUGCAAUCGCUGAAAUCGAAAUACGAGAAGCGUUUGGAGGAUGCCAUUGCAGACCCAGUCGCCGCGAUCCUAGAUGCAGCUCCCGCAGACGCUUGGGCAUCCAUUCGAGUGCUCGUGGAGGGCGAUACUGAGAAAGUCACGAAAGCUCUUCUGGAAGAACUCACUGCAUUCGAGCCCACCGAAGACGAGGAGAAGCAAGUCCUCUCAGACCUGUCCGAACACUCCCGCGCUAUCGUAGUGAAAAAAGCUAAGGAGGAAGCCUCCCAAGCUCUAAUUCGAAUGAAGGACCGCUUCAACAAUAUCUUCGGCCACGACGAGGACUCGCUUCCUCGUGUCUGGGGCGAGGAGCAUAACGUUCGCGCCAUCACAAAAUCUGCAAGAGUGGGUGCUCUCAAGAUGCUUGCAGUAAUCGCUGCCAUUCGAUUAAACCCUAAUUCCGACCAAGACAGCGUCGAAGGCGCCCUCAUGACCCUAGUUGGUGAUUCGGAUUCUUCCUCCGAUGGCUCUUCUGUUGAUGGCUCCGUAAGCUCAAACCCUCUGGCAUCCUCCACAUGGGCUGGUAUCGCUCCUGAGGAUACCAUGCUCACUCCCUCGCAAUGCAGAAGCAUAUGGCGCCAAUUUAGAGCCGAGACGGAGUAUACCAUCAGCCAGGCACUCUCAGCUCAGGAAGCGAAGCGGCAAGGCAAUGCAUGGUUGCCGCCCCCGUGGGCCAUCGCCGCCAUGCUUUGUCUGGGAUUCAACGAGAUCAUGGCAGUGCUCCGCAACCCUAUCUAUCUUCCUAUUGUGUUUGUAGUUUUCUUGAUCGCUAAGGCACUGUGGGUCCAACUGGAUCUCAACCGCCAUUUUCAGUAUGGUGUUCUGCCAGGGAUUGUUUCUGUGUCCUACAGGUUCUUGCCCUCUGUAAUGCAGGCGUUCAAGGGGUUAACGGAUGCAGGCACUGUGAAACCGGCUGAAUUCACAAACUCCAAUCGUAGAAAUGAAGAUAAGCUUGCUUACGAUUAGUUUGUCGAUUGUGGUGCGCAUACACGAAGAGUGGAUGCUUCUUUCUUGCCGCGAAUGUAUGUAUGGCUGAAGGUGUGUACAAAUGUGUAGUUAGAUAAAUUAGGCUGAGUGGUGUAGUUUACGGCGCAAAGGUUUAGUACGUUUCUUACAAAAGCUACGUGACAGGUAAUUUAACUGCAGAGAAGAUCUAAUUUAUCUGGUUUUGUGGAAUAAAUUCUACCAAUCGUUAAAAGGAUUGCUGUA